AUGGGCCACCCAGAAGAGCCCGGGCCCGCCGCGGCCCAGGACUCUUCCCAGGCCAACUCCGAGAAGCCGGCGUCGGGCAUAGACAUCGCUGUGCAGCAGCAGCAGCAGCAGGAUGAAACCAAGCCCGAAGGCAAAGAAGGCGACUCUGGCAACGCAUACUGGAGAAUAUUCUCGUACGCCGGCAAGCUCGAGUACGCCUUCUUCGCCAUAUCCAUCGUCGCAGCCAUCGCCUCGGGCGCCGGCAUCGCGCUCCAGAACCUCAUCUUUGGGCGCUUUGUGACCAUCAUUACGGACUACGCUUCGCAAAAGUCGUCGGGGAGCGACUUUCGCCGCGAGGCCGCAGAACUUGCCUUGUACUUUGUUUACCUCGGCAUCGGCCGGUUCGUCCUGGCCUACCUGUACAACGUCCUCCUCAACUACAACGCCUACCGCAUCGUGCGCAACAUCCGCCACGCCUACCUCGGCGCCGCGCUCCGCCAGGAGGCCGCCUACUACGACCUCGGGCAGGGCGGCUCCAUCGCCACGCAGGCCGCCUCGAGCGGGCGCCUGAUCCAGGGCGGCAUCGCCGAGAAGCUCGGCCUCACCUUCCAGGGCCUGUCGGCCUUCGUCACCGCCUUCGCCGUCGCCUUCGCCACCAACUGGAAGCUGACGCUCAUCACGCUGUGCAUCGCCCCCGCGACCAUCAUCGUCAUGGCCAUCACCGGCACCAUCGAGGCCGGCCACGAGACCAAGAUUCUCGACAUUUACGCCAGGGCGAAUGCUUUCGCCGAGGGCGUCUUGUCUAGCGCGAGGACCGUGCAUGCUUUCGGCAUGCGCGCGAGGCUCGUGGCCAGGUUCGACACGUACCUGGUCGAGGCGCAUGCCGUGGGCAGCAAGAUCUCGCUGCUGUUUGGCAUAUUGUUCUCGGCCGAGUACACCAUCAUCUAUCUGGGCUUUGGUCUCGCGUUCUGGCAGGGCAUCCAUAUGCUCGCCCGGGGCGACAUUGGGUCGUCAGGAGAGAUUUUUACCGUCUUGCUAUCUGUGGUCAUCGGCGCCAUCAGCCUCACCCUGCUCGCUCCGUAUUCCAUCGAGUUCGCGAGGGCUGCCUCCGCCGCCGCCCAACUCUUCAGCCUGAUCGAUCGGAAAUCCGCCAUCGACCCCCUGGACCCGUCCGGCGAGCAGCCCGCCGAGACGAUAGGCGAGCUGGAGCUUGAAGAUGUCAGCUUUGCGUACCCCUCGCGUCCCAACACCACCGUCCUCGAUGGGUUUUCCCUCAAGGUGCCGGCGGGCAAGGUGACCGCUCUCGUAGGCCACAGCGGCUCGGGCAAGAGCACCAUUGUCGGGCUCAUCGAGCGAUGGUACGAGCCGACCUCGGGCACGAUCAAACUAGACGGCCGCCCGAUUGACAAGUUGAACCUCAACUGGCUCCGGAAACAUGUGCGCUUGGUGCAACAGGAACCCAUCUUGUUCCGCGGCUCAGUGUUUGACAACAUCGCCCACGGACUGGUCGGCACGAAAUGGGAGAGCGCCUCCAAGGACGAGCAAAUGGCCCUCGUCGUCGAGGCGGCCAAGACGGCGUACGCGCACGACUUCAUCACCGAGCUGCCCGACGGGUACGACACCGACAUCGGCCAGCGCGGCGGCCUCCUCUCGGGCGGGCAGAAGCAGCGCGUCGCCAUCGCCCGCAGCGUCGUCUCGGAACCCAAGGUGCUCCUCCUCGACGAGGCCACCAGCGCGCUCGACCCGCACGCCGAGGGCAUCGUCCAGCAGGCGCUCGACCGGGCCGCCGAGGGGCGCACCACCCUCGUCAUCGCGCACAAGCUCGCGACCAUCAAGCGGGCGCACAACAUCGUCGUCAUGAGCAAGGGGGGCCGCAUCGUCGAGCAGGGCGCCCACGCGGACCUCGUCGCGGCGGGCGGCGUCUACGCGCAGCUCGUCCGCGUGCAGAACCUGCUCGUCUCGGCGGCGUCGGGCGUCGUCGAGGACACCGAUGAGGAGGAGGAGAAGGCGGCGGCGGAGGCGGCGGUCGCGCAGGCCGAGGGGGACGACGACAAGGCGGCGCUGGGCAAGACGCUCACGCGGUAUGCGACGGCUGAGCGGGAGCGCAUGCAGACGCAGAAAGACCGCGACGACUACGAGCGCCACAGACAUCUCGGCCUCUUGUCUGUCAUUGUGCGCCUCGUCCGGGAUGCACCGGAGCUGCGGGUGACGUACUUUUUUGUCUUGCUCGCCUGCCUCGGGUCGUGUGCUGCGAUCCCUGGCCAGGCCAUCCUCCUGGCCAACAUGACCGACGUCUUUACCCUCACCGGCGCAGCCAUGGUCGACAAGGGAAACUUCUUCGCCGCCAUGUUCAUCGUCCUUGCCGCGGGGUGCUUCCUCUUUUACUUUACCAUGGGCUACUCGACCAACACGGUAGCUCAAACCCUCUCUCACAAGUUCCGCAGGCAGAGCCUCGACGACAUGCUCCGGCAGGACCUGCAGUUCUUCGACCGGCCCGAGAACAACACGGGCGCGCUGUCCAGCCGGCUCGACGAGAACCCGCAGGCCAUCCUCGAGCUCAUGGGCUUCAACGUGGCGCUCAUCCUCAUCUCGGCGCUCAACGUGGCCGUGUGCAGCGUCCUCGGCAUCGCGCACAGCUGGAAGCUCGGCCUCGUGGUCGUGCUGGCGGGGCUGCCGCCCAUGCUCGCCGCCGGGUGGCUCAAGAUCCGCUUCGACGUGCGCCUCGACCGCGACGUCGCCGCGCGCCACGCCGAGGCCUCGGCCCUCGCGUCCGAGGCGGUGACGGCGAUUCGCACCGUCUCGUCGCUCGCCAUCGAGGGGUCGGUGCUGAGGCGCUACACGGCCGAGCUGGACGGCGCGGUGAAGGGGUCGCUGAGGCCGCUGUGCGCCAUGAUGGUGUGGUUCGCGCUCACGCAGUCCCUCGAGUAUGGGUUCCUGGCGUUGGGCUUCUGGUACGGCUGUCGCCUGGUGUCGUUCAACGAAAUCACCAUGUACCAAUUCUUCGUCACGUUCAUGGCCGUCUUCUUCUCCGGGCAGGCCACCUCGCAGAUUUUUCAGUUCUCAACCAGCAUGACCAAGGGCAAAAACGCCGCCAACUACAUCUUCUGGCUCCACGCGCUCCAGCCGACUGUGCAGGAAACUCCGGAGAACCGCGACAACACGCCCGGGACGGGAGGCUCCAUCGGCCUGGAGCACGUGCGGUUCUCGUACCCGCUGCGUCCCGAGGCGACGGUCCUCAAGGGCGUCGACUUGGAGAUCAAAAACGGCCAGUUCGUCGCCCUCGUCGGCGCGUCCGGCUGCGGCAAGUCCACCAUGGUCGCCAUGCUGGAGCGCUUCUACGACCCCUCCGCGGGCGUCAUCCGCAUCGCCGGCGACCCCCUCCCGGUCCUCAACCCGCGGCUCUACCGACGCGACGUCUCGCUCGUCCAGCAGGAGCCGACCCUCUUCCAGGGUUCCAUCCGCGAGAACAUAGCCCUCGGCGUCGACGAUCCAUGUCCCUCCUCUCCGUCAUCCACUGCCUCCCCUUCGUCAUCCUCACCGUCGUCGUCGUCUACCACCGUCUCCGACGCCGCCAUCGAAGCCGCCCUCCGCGCCGCCAACGCAUGGGACUUCGUCGCCUCCCUCCCCGACGGGCUCGCCACCGCCGCCGGCCCCAACGGCACCCAGCUGUCGGGCGGCCAGCGGCAGCGCAUCGCCAUCGCGCGCGCGCUCAUCCGCGACCCCCGCGUCCUGCUGCUCGACGAGGCCACCAGCGCGCUCGACACGGAGAGCGAAAAGGUCGUGCAGGCCGCCCUGGCCGACGCCGCGUCCAGGGGCGACCGCGUCACCGUCGCCGUCGCGCACCGCCUGUCCACCGUCAAGGACGCCGACGUCAUCUGCGUCUUCUACGGCGGCAGGAUCGUCGAGCGGGGGACGCAUGCCGAGCUGAUUGCCCUGGGCGGCAUGUAUAGAAAGAUGUGUGAGGCCCAGAAUCUGGAUUAG
Purpureocillium takamizusanense is the source of this 3960-nucleotide messenger RNA. RefSeq lists its product as uncharacterized. Gene Ontology annotation, biological process: transmembrane transport. Gene Ontology annotation, cellular component: membrane. Lineage: Eukaryota; Fungi; Ascomycota; Sordariomycetes; Hypocreales; Ophiocordycipitaceae. Gene Ontology annotation, molecular function: ABC-type transporter activity; ATP hydrolysis activity; ATP binding. Bases 1 to 3960 code for a protein of 1319 amino acids. The transcript has 11 exons. The record is from RefSeq and is a predicted model, not a curated record.